This is a messenger RNA of Oncorhynchus gorbuscha (pink salmon), 2390 nucleotides long. RefSeq names its product periaxin-like. The transcript is spliced from 2 exons. Bases 528 to 1061 code for a protein of 177 amino acids. The record is from RefSeq and is a predicted model, not a curated record. NCBI's taxonomy places the organism in Eukaryota, Metazoa, Chordata, Actinopteri, Salmoniformes, Salmonidae.
GGCAGGGCUGUUUUGAAGAGCACAUGAUAUGGCAAAUUAAAAAGUAAGUGCUGCUGAAAAGCAAAGACUCUACAGACAGCGCAGGGAUGCUGACCCGGAUCACCGAGCAACCUACCUUGGAAAAAAACACAGGAUUUACUGAAAGGCUUUAGAGAGUUGAAAAAAAGAGUGAAUGAUGUCACAGAAAGAGGAACAAGACAGGAGUGAAAGCAAUGGUGGGUCAGACAGAAAUAACACAGAUGUUGAGAGCAGGAGAAACAGUGUUGGAGUGGGCGGGUCAGCUGACCUCUUGGUCCACCACUGGAAAGACAUAACGGACACAAUGUCUUUCCAUCAGGAGGUAAGGGACUCUGGCACUCAAAUACAGUUCUAUUAUGUCAGUGAGGAAGAGGUGGAAAGUAAGGCAAAGAGAAUUUCUGGGGUACCUCUGGUAACCAUAAAAGGAAAGAGUAUCGUGCCUGGCAUCCUCAAAUACAGAGACAGUUGUCUCUGCCAAGCAGCGCAAAGCAUGUGGGAUUGACCAUGUUAUGGACUCCAAUAAAUCACAGUCCCGGCUAAUGGCCAUGGUCUCUCAGCUCCGCUUCGUCCAGAUGUCAUUGACCCAGAUACCUCAGCUCCGCUUCGUCCAGAUGUCACCGACCCAGAUACCUCAGCUCCACUUUGUCCAGAUGUCAUUGACCCGGAUACCUCAGCUCCACUUUGUCCAGAUGUCAUCGACCCGGAUACCUCAGCUCCACUUUGUCCAGAUGUCACCGACCCAGAUACCUCAGCUCCACUUUGUCCAGAUGUCACCGACCCAGAUACCUCAGCUCCACUUUGUCCAGAUGUCAUUGACCCGGAUACCUCAGCUCCACUUUGUCCAGAUGUCAUCGACCCGGAUACCUCAGCUCCACUUUGUCCAGAUGUCACCGACCCAGAUACCUCAGCUCCACUUCGUCCAGAUGUCACCGACCCAGAUACCUCAGCUCCACUUUGUCCAGAUGUCAUCGACCCAGAUACCUCAGCUCCACUUCGUCCAGAUGUCAUCGAGGCUCACCACACUGGACAGUGGUGCAUUGUGAACAAGGAUGAACAACCAUACCCUGGCGUUAUACUGGAGGUCAAAGAACAAAAGGUUAAAGUGCAUGCACAGGAAUGGAGUCAACAAGCCCAAGAGAUGAUAAACUGGUAUGGGGAUGUUCAGAUUGUGUGUCUGAUGCGAUACCCGCUGCCAGUGAACAAAAGGUCAUCUCAGAUUUACCACAGUAUCUGGAAGUAAUUGGAGGACCACCUGAAUGUGUGAAAGUGGCACAUGUGAACUGGCCAGCAGAGAAGAAGCAGUCAGUGGCUAGAAAGCCAUGGAGACUGUCUGGGAAAUGAUAAGAUGGACUUCACACCAUAAUAUGGGAAAAACAAACAUAUGGACAAGCUUUCUAAAGACAAACAUCAAGUAAAAGUGACGUUAGUAUGGGAAAUAAUUAGUAGGGGAAAAGUUAGAGAAAAUAGGCCUAUUCCAUGAACAUGUUUUACUGCAUACAAUAUGUUCAUAUCAGUGCUUUUGGAAAAACUGUCUUAGUUUACAUUCAAUGUUGUUUCUAUUGUUCUUGUUUCUAGUUCUAAUAGAGAUGUUAUGUUUUUAUAGUGUUAAAUAGAGAUGUUUGUACGACAAUGUUGUUUCUAUAGUUCUAAUAGAUGUUAUAUUUCUAUAGUUCUAAUAGAGAUGUUGUGUUUUUAUAGUUCUGAUAGAGAUGUUUCUAUAGUUCUAAUAGAGAUGUUGUGUUUCUAUAGUUCUGAUAGAGAUGUUUCUAUAGUUCUGAUAGAGAUGUUUCUAUAGUUCUAAUAGAGAUGUUGUGUUUUUAUAGUUUUAAAUAGAGAUGUUUGUACGACAAUGUUGUUUCUAUAGUUCUAAUAGAUGUUAUGUUUCUAUAGUUCUAAUAGAGAUGUGUUUCUAUAGUUCUGAUAGAGAUGUUUCUAUAGUUCUAAUAGAGAUGUUGUGUUUCUAUAGUUCUAACAGAGAUGUUAUGUUUCUAUAGUUCUAAUAGAGAUGUUGUGUUUCUAUAGUUCUGAUAGAGAUGUUAUGUUUCUAUAGUUCUAAUAGAUGUUAUGUUUCUAUAGUUCUAAUAGAGAUGUUAUGUUUAUAUAGUGCUGAUAGAGAUAUGUUUAUAGUUCUGAGAUGUUAUGUUUCUAUAGUUCUAAUAGUUAUAUUUCUAUAGUUCUAAUAGAGAUGUUAUGUUUCUAUUGUUCUAAUAGAGAUGUUAUGUUUCUAUUGUUCUAAUAGAUGUUAUGUUUCUAUAGUUUUAAUAGAGAUGUUAUGUUUCUAUAGUUUUAAUAGAGAUGUUAUGUUUCUAUAGUUUUAAUAGAGAUGUUAUGUUUCUAUAGUUCUGAGAUGUUAUGUUUCUAUAGUUCUAAUA